Owenia fusiformis is the source of this 2041-nucleotide messenger RNA. Lineage: Eukaryota; Metazoa; Annelida; Polychaeta; Sabellida; Oweniidae. The record is from the annotation of a GenBank genome assembly.
AUCAACCUAGCGACCAUGUUCAGUCAGAUUUUCGCAUUAAUGGAAUAAGAAUUGUUAAAGUCCCGUAAGUACAGUUGCUGAAAGCACAGAUGUAAAGUGUGAAUAUAAUGUUUACUUGUCGUGGAGGUUCGACACUCGGAGACACACAGACAAUUAGCCCUGGAAACCGGUAUACGAUAAUUGUAUGAUUGGACUAGACCGCACUCUCAACUGGGUAACAUUUUGAAUAUUCCUUUAUUGAAUUGUUGUUUGCGUGUUUGAGAUUCAAUUGGAAGGAUUCGGACAUAUAUAACUUUACUGACUACGUCCAAGAACAGACAAAUCAAGCAACAAUAGAGUAUCUAUAUUUCUACCACAACGUGGCGCCACCUAUCAAUAGGCUAUAAUAUGGCAACGGCAUCUGCUCUGUCCCCAAUGACGGACGUCCUCGGAGGGGUACAUCCAACCCCUCCCCCGAAUAUCAUGUGGUACGCCAGCCUUGAUGAUAUCCACAUUAGAGAUACUCUCGGUGAGAAGGAUGGCGAUAUUGGGGUAGUUGGGAUUGCACCGAGACUUAAUAAUCACAAAGUCCACUGGCUACAUGCACUGAACUGCGGCCAUUGUGGUGGGGUCCCCUGCCCCGUGGACCACGAAAAGGAAAAGAGAAUACGAGUGAAAGAUUGGGACUUUGUACGAGAGGUCGUACAUGAGAAGAAGAUUUUAGCUGAACAACUUGAAAAGUUGAAAGAAGAGAUAGCCAUGAUUGCAGAGAAAGAAGCCCAAUGGAGGCUGGACAGACUAAUGCUUCAACGCCAAAUUGAGGAUUAUAGGCUUGCAUCGGAGAAAUGGGCACACGAUAAACAUAUGAUGGAGAUCGAGAUAAAGAGGCUACGAGAAAUCAACGAAAAGAUGGCCCAUGAAAUCCGCCAGUACAAGAAAAGAGAAGGAAAACUAGAGAUGCUAGAAUUACGUUUGGAGUCCAUUCUUGAGGAAUCUGAGAGAUUGAAAGCAGAGAAUAAACGUUUAAAAGACAUCACCUCCAAGCAACUCUCCGAGAUAAUCCAGAUAACAACAAACAACAAACAAUUAGAAAGUGAUCUAAAUGACGCCAAAGACCACAUCAGAAUGUUGAAAUACCAACUUGCAGAUACUGAGAAAGCGCUAGAUGAUAUGAAAAAUGAUACAUCUAAAGAUGACAUGAUAGCAGAAUUAGAAAGGACAGUCGCACGGUUGCAUAGAGACAUUGAUCACUAUAUUGAUAUACAAGCUGAAAAAGAACGUAUGAUCGACUAUCUCACCGGAGAAGUCAACGAUCUCAGGUGUGGGCUAGAAGACUGCAACAAACACAAGGAGUUACUCCAGUUAGAAAUAAUUAGUCUCAGAGAAGAGAUAGCACGACUUCGGUCUCAAUUAGGGGCUGAUAAAAGGUUCAAAACAUUCGUGAAUAUCAAAAGAGAAUUGACAAACGUAAAGGAUCAAAAUGAAGGCCUAAAGGCAAUUGUGAAAUCGGAACAGACAAUACCAGUGUUGAAUCCGCAUGGUAAAUUGUCGUUGGCAAAAGUAGAGAAGCCAUCGGUGAAGGUAGCAACACGGCCGAAGACGGCGAAGAGGUAGCAGAUAGGAAAAAUACGACCAAGGGUUAGCAACAAGGGAAAAGACCGUGAAGAUUUGGCAAUGUGACCAAAUACGACAAAGAGGUGGCACAAAGGAUAAAUACGACCACGUGGUAGCAACAACGGCAAAAAUGCAAGGACCGUGAAGAGUUAGCACCAAGACCAAAUACGACGAAUAGGUAGCACAGAACAUAAAUACGACCAAUGGCUAGCAACAACGGCACUGUUAUUCUUCAAACUUGUUCAAUAAAAAGCAAAACAGAAAUGGCUUUCUUUUGGUACAUUAUUCUGUUGUACAGAAUCCCUCCUUUAAGAGGCGCUUUUCGUCCCCAGCUGUGAGAGCUGUCCUCGCAAAACAUAACUUUAUGAACUCUCUAGUCAACAAGGAGAUAGAAACAAGGCACAAACCAUAAUGCCUGAAGGGGGGGGGGUCUGAUGGCCACCAACAU